AUGUCUUGGUGGAGCUCCACGCCUUCUAUUGACGAGCAGGUCGAAAAGGCCACGUCAGAGUCACUGCCGUCGGGCGAGUCCGAUCUUGCGCUCAAUCUGGAAAUCUGCGACCUGAUUCGGUCCAAAACCGUGCCUGCAAAGGACGCCAUGCGGUCGCUCAAGCGACGGCUGCUCAACCGCAACCCCAACGUCCAGCUGGCGGCGCUGCAGCUCACGGACGUGUGCAUCAAGAACGGCGGCUCGCAUUUCCUCGUCGAAAUCGCCUCCCGCGAGUUUGUCGACCCCCUGAUGGCGAUUGCUCGAAACGACGACGCAAACCCCGAGGUGCGACAACGGGUGCUCCAGCUGCUCCAGCAGUGGGCGGUGGCGUUUGCGGGCCAACUGCAGCUGCAACAGGUGGAAAACGCAGUGACACAGCUUAAAUCCGAGGGAGUAUCCUUCCCCUCAGCCUCCCACGAUAACGCCGCAGUCACCUCCACCUUCAUCGACACAAAAGCACCGCCCGAGUGGAUAGACAGUGACGUCUGCAUGGAGAGUGGCGUGGCAUUUUCGUUCCUCAACAGAAAACACCACUGCAGAAACUGUGGAGGCGUCUUCACCCAAGCCUGUUGCCAAAACUACAUCACUCUGCCCCAUUUCGGCAUCAACGUGCCCGUCCGAGUCUGCAAUGGCUGCUUCAAAAACCUCAAGAAAGGCAAAUCAGACGCUCCUAUCCACAAGCCUGUUCCAGGAGCCACUACCACAGCCCCCAGUUCUGCCCCCCCAGCAAACUCAGCACCCAACGACGACGAAGACGACAUUCAAAAGGCCAUCAGACUGUCACUACAGGAACAGGAGUCCUACAAACCCCCUCCUCCUGCAGCAGCAACCUCCAACGACGAUGAUGAAGACAUGAAGGCUGCCAUUGCAGCUUCCCUUAGAGACAUGGAAAACGAGCGACAGACUGGACAGACCUCUGCAUCUGCCGGUGGCUUGUCUUCAGCUUCCACUACAGUCAUGGCUCCUUCCCUCACAGAUCUAACAGCCACAGAAGAGUCUAACAUCAAUCUGCUGUCUCUGCUUGUUGAACGCCUCAAGGGAGAACCCCAGGGAACGAUUCUGCGGGAACCCAAGAUCCAGGAGUUGUAUGACACCGUCGGCAACCUGCGACCCAAGCUUGCCCGAACCAUGGGCGAAACCAUCUCCAAGUACGACUCGUUGGUGGAUAUGCAUGCUAAAAUGACCACCGUGAUUCGGUAUUACGACGCGCUGUUGGAGGAGAAGCUCAACCAGGCUUACACUAAUAGACAGUCGGGAGGAUACGCACCACAACCUCACUUAUCCCACCAGAUGACGGGACAGCCGCCUCACUUGGCCCCUCAUCUGACUGGCCAGAUUACUGGGCAACCCCAUAUGGGUUACCAGCACACCGGACAAGCUCCCUAUCUGACCGGCCAGGUCACUGGACAGGCGCCAUAUCUCUCUAACCAACCCACUGGCCAUCUCACAAACCACUACACUGGGUCGGCACCCUCUGCUCCUCAAUAUGGGGGUCCACCAGCACAAAACGUCUACAACGCACCCAGUUACCAGUACUCCGGUGCCCCCGAAUACGACUAUGCAUCUUCUCCCAGUGCCCCUAGUGCCCCUGGAGGUCCUAGUGCGCCCAGUGCUCCCGCCCAGCCGAAGGAGGAGUCUGCCCCUCUCAUUGAAUUGUAG
This is a messenger RNA of Yarrowia lipolytica CLIB122, 1698 nucleotides long. RefSeq lists its product as uncharacterized. Gene Ontology annotation, molecular function: phosphatidylinositol-3-phosphate binding; metal ion binding; ubiquitin binding. The record is from RefSeq and is a predicted model, not a curated record. Gene Ontology annotation, cellular component: ESCRT-0 complex. NCBI's taxonomy places the organism in Eukaryota, Fungi, Ascomycota, Dipodascomycetes, Dipodascales. Gene Ontology annotation, biological process: protein targeting to vacuole; protein transport to vacuole involved in ubiquitin-dependent protein catabolic process via the multivesicular body sorting pathway.